Phyllostomus discolor (pale spear-nosed bat) is the source of this 2146-nucleotide messenger RNA. Its product is annotated as leukocyte immunoglobulin-like receptor subfamily A member 3. Gene Ontology annotation, molecular function: inhibitory MHC class I receptor activity. The record is from RefSeq and is a predicted model, not a curated record. Gene Ontology annotation, biological process: cytokine-mediated signaling pathway. Lineage: Eukaryota; Metazoa; Chordata; Mammalia; Chiroptera; Phyllostomidae. The transcript has 9 exons.
GUCAGGAUCUUGUCACAUCCUGUGUGUCCAUCUGUCCUGUGGGCUCUGUGGUCUUCAUACUUCAUCUGCAUCACUGGGAGACGCAUCAUGACCCUGACCCUCUUUGUCCUUCUGGGCCUUGGGCUGUGUUGGUGCCCAUGGGACCAGGUCCAGGAAGGACUUCCCCCCAAACCCUCCAUCUGGGCUGACCCAGGCCCCAGGGUCAGAGAGGGGAGCCCUGUGACCAUCUGGUGUCAGGGGUCUCUGCAGGCAGACAGCUACAGUCUGUAUAAAGACAAGAGGUCUAAGCCCUUGGACACAAGCAUCCCAGAGGCCUCCAGCAACAAGACCAGGUUCCUCAUUCAGUCCAUGAGCUCACAGUACACAGGGCUAUACCAGUGUGCAUACAGCACUGGGGACACGCUGUCUGAGAGGAGCAAGCCCCUGCUCCUGGUUGUGACAGGAGUGUACAACACACCCUCCCUCUCAGCCGACCCAGGCCCGGUGGUGGCCUCAGGAGGGAACGUGUCCCUCUUGUGCAGCUCACCGUCCACAUGGGACACUUUCCACCUGCUGAAGGAGGGAGGGGCUGAGCCACCCCAACACAGGAAAUUGGAAUGGAAUUACUAUGCUAAAAGGCAGCAGGCUGUCUUCCCUGUGGGUCCUGUGAACACCUCCCACAGAGGGACCUACAGAUGUUAUGUUUCCUUCAGCUACAACCCCAAUGUGUGGUCACAGCCCAGUGCCCCUCUGCACCUCGAGGUCACAGGUAUGUACAGGAAGCCCUCCCUCUCAGCCUGGCCAGGGCUCCUGGUGCUGCCCGGAGACAACCUGACCCUCCAGUGUCGCUCAGAGCCUGGCUUUGACAGAUUUGCUCUGACCAAGGACCAGGGGACCACACCCCACCAGUGUCUCUAUGGGCAGCACAGCCCCGACUUUCCCCAGGGCCCUGUAAACCUCACCCAUGGGGGCCAGUACAGGUGCUACAGUGGACACAACCUCUCCUAUGUGUGGUCAUCCCCCAGCACCCCCCUGGACAUCCUGAUUGCAGGAAUAUACAAGAAACCCUCCCUCUCUGCCCAGCCAGGGCGCUCAGUGCCCUGGGGAGUGAACAUGACCCUGCAGUGUUGCUCUGAGGUCAGGGCUGAUACCUUCCACCUGCACAGGGAGGGGUCUCUGGAUCCUCCCCAGCAGCUUCAUCUGCAGGACACAGCUGCCCCCUCUCAGGCCAACUUCACCAUCAGCCCUGUGACCUCAGGCCACUAUGAGACCUACAGGUGCUACAGCUCACACAGCUCCUCCCCCUUCCAGCUGUCACAGCCCAGUGACCCCCUGGAACUUCUGGUCUCAGGUGGCUCAGGGAAGCCCUCCCUCCUGACCCAGCAGGGCCCCAUUGUGGCCUCUGGACAGAGCCUGACACUCCAGUGUUGCUCUGACAUCGGCUAUGACAAAUUCGUUCUCUCCAAGGAUGGGGGACAGCGCCUUCCCCAGAGCUCUGUCCUGCAGCCCCAGGCUGGGCUCUCUCAGGCUGACUUCCUCCUGGGCACUGUGAGUGGUUCCCAUGGGGGCCAGUACAGGUGCUAUGGUGGACAUAGCCUCUCCUCUGAGUGGUCGGCCCCCACUGACCCUCUGGACAUCCUGGCGGCAGGAUGGCUCCCUGACAGACACUCCCUCUCAGUGCAGCGGGGCCCCACAGUGACCUCAGAGAAUAUGACCCCGCUGUGUCAGUCACAGAGCCUAAGGGACACUUUCCUUCUGACCAAGGAGGGGGCAGCUGAUCCCUGCCUGCAUCUCAGAUCAUAGUUCUGAGCUCAGCAGCGCCAGGCAGAGUUCUCCAUGGGUCCUGUGACCUCAGCUCAUGGGGACACCUACAGGUACUACAGUGCAAACCACAGCAGCCCAUACCUGUUGUCACAGCCCAGUGCCCCCCUGGAGCUUCUGGUCUCAGGGGCAGCCCACACCAUCAGCCCAUCACAGAACAAGUCAGACCCCAGGAGUGGGCAGGAGAAUCCUCAGUUUUGGCACUGGGUGCAGAGGGUCAGGUCCUGCCAGAGGGAGGCAGGUGUCCUGGGUGGACAUUCUGGAUCCUGGGGAGACGUUGGUCUGCCUGACCAUGGUGACUUCUGUCUCCCCAUUUUGUAGACUCCCACCUCCAAGACUACACCAU